Mustela erminea (ermine) is the source of this 941-nucleotide messenger RNA. RefSeq names its product NKG2-D type II integral membrane protein. Gene Ontology annotation, molecular function: signaling receptor activity. The transcript is spliced from 9 exons. The coding region runs from base 244 to 819 and encodes 191 amino acids. Gene Ontology annotation, cellular component: external side of plasma membrane. Lineage: Eukaryota; Metazoa; Chordata; Mammalia; Carnivora; Mustelidae. Gene Ontology annotation, biological process: positive regulation of natural killer cell mediated cytotoxicity. The record is from RefSeq and is a predicted model, not a curated record.
UAUGCUUCUUCACAAUAUGAGAUUACAGUAACACUUGCCAUAUCUUUCUUAGGAAUCAGAAUUGACUGUACUGCUCUAGUUUUAGUUCUAAAGUGAUAGCUCAGGCCGUGUCUUAACUUUUCAGUUCUAUAGGAGACUUUUAUCCACACGAAUCAAGACUUUCUUUAUUUGAUCAGAUAUGUCAUCUUCAAGAUGAAGAUUUUGGAUUCAUCUCUGGAGUAACUAAAUAGUCAUAAUCCGACAAUGAACCUGAUCCGAGAUCGGUGGGCUUAUCCCAACAUGGAAAUGAAUGAAGUUCGUAAUUAUAACUUGGAACUGGUAAAGCAUGGUACUUCUCCACGAUGGCAAAAGAGAAAGUCUACAUUAAUUACAAGCAAAUGUGGAGAAAAUACAUCUCCAUUUUUUGUAGCCCGCGCCAUUGCUAUAGCUAUGGGGAUCCAUUUCAUUAUAAUGGUAAUGAUAUGCAGUGCCAUAUUCAUACACUCAUUAUUCAACCAAGAAGCUCCAAUUUCUUUGCAAGAAAGUUAUUGUGGCCCAUGUCCUAAAAACUGGAUAUGUUAUAAAAAUAACUGUUACCAAUUUUUUAAUGAGAGCAAAAACUGGUACCAGAGCCAAGCUUCUUGUAUGUCUCAAAAUUCCAGUCUCCUGAAGAUAUACAGCAGAGAAGAUCAGGACUUCUUUAAAUUAGUGAAAUCAUACCAUUGGAUGGGACUGAUACAAAUUCCAGCAAAUGGAUCUUGGCAGUGGGAAGAUGGCACCAUUCUCUUACAGAACCAGUUCCUGGCAGAAUACAAAUCACCAGACUCUGAAGCAAAAUAGAUACACAGAUAUAACUAUCUCUACAUGAAAAAAUAAAUAAAUUAACAAUGGUUGAAAUGCAGAAUGGAACCUGUGCAGUUUAUGGAUCAAGUUUUAAAGGUUAUACUGAAAACUGUUCAACU